GCGAUUUAAACCGCGUGACCUAAUCAGAACACCUUCAUUGGCCCAUCGGGCUGCCAAUCCAGAGGUUCGGGGGCGUGUCCGCCGUCACUACCAGUCUUCCAGAGAACAACCAAAAGGAGAAAAGGAGAGCGACGAAAAUGUCUUCAGUGCCCGACGGAAAGAAGCUGGUCCGCAGCCCGAGCGGGCUCCGCAUGGUGGCCGAGAACGGAGCUUUCAACAGCCCCUUUUGCCUGGACGAACCCAGAUGGGUACCCGACAAAGAGUGUCAAAAAUGUAUGCAGUGUGAGACAAAGUUUCACUUCACCAAGCGCAAGCACCACUGCCGGCGCUGCGGCCGCUGCUUCUGCGACAAGUGCUGCAGCAAGAAGGUGGCACUGCCCCGCAUGAGCUUCGUGGACCCGGUCAGGCAGUGCUCCCAGUGCAGCCUCCUGUCUCAAAAGGAGAGUGACUUCUACGAGAAGCAGAUCAAAGUGCUUGUGGCAGGAAGUCCCUUCCUGGUCACUCUGGGAACGUCCGACAAGUGUGCGAGCAUGACCUCCCGCCUAUCCAACAACCACAGGUACCUGUUCCUGGACGGCGAAAACAACUUUGAGGUGGAGUUGGCUCGCAUCAUCAGCAUACAGGUCCUAACCGACGCGAGCAAUCCCACAGAGAAUGAGUCUGAUGCUGGCGACGGCCUGCUGGAUGCUGGCUGCGCCUGCGAAGGCACAUCUCCACGUGCAGUUGGCAUGCUGGUCAAGUACAAGCCGUCGGGCUCUCAGGAAGUGGAGCUGCUGCGUCUGGACGCCGCCCCUAGUGAAGAAGAAAAGAAGGCUGCCGAGUUGUGGCUGCUGGCUAUGCACAAGGCCGCCAAGCUGCUGUACGAGUCUCGGGAACACCAGUGAGUCUUCGUUCGGGGAUCGAACGUAGCCGGCGGAAACCGGGUCUCCAAAAGAACCUUUUUCUCCUGUUUUGAGAGUUGCCAUCUCUGGCGUCCUUUUUGUUCGCGUCGUCUUUACCUUUCCUACUUCUGACAUCGGUCAUCUUGUUUGUCUUAAAAAGCUCAGCAGGCGGGCCUUGACGUCGCUUUCUGGACUGAAAGCGUAUUUGUGUGGUCGAUUGGAAAAGCAUCAGGGGAAAUGUAUUACUGCAGAUGUUUGGAUGUGCAGUUUUGACUUUCCACAAUAUUGGUCUUCCUCACCUUUGCAUUUUGGAUCUCAGGGCUCUUAACCGUGCACCCUUACUUUGCAGUUUUGGAACAAAAAGUUGGUUUUCAGAGAGGGAUGAUGAUGGUUUUGUCAGGUUAGAACGUUACAAGGUUGACUGCUUCGGGGUUAGAUCCGGACAAGAAUGCUACAAUUGAACUCUUGGGGACGGGGCUUUCAGUUGACAGUGGCAAAUUAGCACUUGAAGGGUAACGCUUUGAAGAUAGAACAGUGGGACGGACAGGUGUGGGAAGGGGCAAGUAUUGUCCAGGGGCCCACAUACGGAUUGCUUCAAUCGUCAAUCCGGCUCGACAAGUCUUCUCCGUUAGUAUUUGUUGAGUUCAUUUGGCUCUUUUCCCUAACAUUGCAUAACUACGAAUACUGCAGGUCAAUUCCCAUUCCCCCCUGCCCCCAAGAUAUAAGCCCCCCCUUCCAUGGCAAAGUAAACAAUAUAAUUUCCUGAAAGUGGACCAGGAAAAGAGCGCCAGAUGGCUCCUCAUGCAACGCCCAAUUAGCAUGUGGAUCAUUUUCCCCACAACAGAUUUUUACAUUUUGAUGGUUUUGGCCAAUAGCCAAGGUCUGCUGUACGUUGAACAUUUUAAAAUGUAACAAAUAAUUGGGUCAUUUUUUUUUUUUUUUCCAAUUAAGUUAAUAAUUACUGCCAUUUUAUUGUUAAAAUAUUUUAUGUAUUGCGUUUUUGUCUGUCUACUCGUCUCUGACCAUUGUCCAAAUCAAAAAUUGUUUUGCCUUGCCCUGUUUCAAGUUGUGGCCUUGGAAAGGUUCAAUCCAAGUUUCGGCUUUUGGGGCCCUGAUCAUGGAAGUCGCAUCUAAGAAGUAAUUUUGAUGACAUCCUGGUGACGCAUACACUAAACACAUUCCUUUUUGGAUUCUCUUUUUGUAUGAAGAACGUCUGUGAAGAGCACAAAUCCAAGCAGAUGAAGGCCAACUCAUCACUUGAUGUACUCGAGUUUGGCUGACAUGUUAUUCAGCCUGUAACACCGCUGCUAAAAGUAUUUUUCUAUGCUCGUUGCCUCAAAGAACAGCUUCACUAAACAAAUGUGUGUAUGCAUGCGAGUGUGACUAUUGUUUGUGCGCACUUGAAAGGUGCUCAUUCGGUGGCUUUGUAUGCCAGCGCCGCAUUUACUGACAGCAAUUGGGAAUAAAGAGCAGUAUUUCCUA
Syngnathus typhle (broad-nosed pipefish) is the source of this 2363-nucleotide messenger RNA. RefSeq names its product zinc finger, FYVE domain containing 21 (gene zfyve21). The record is from RefSeq and is a predicted model, not a curated record. NCBI's taxonomy places the organism in Eukaryota, Metazoa, Chordata, Actinopteri, Syngnathiformes, Syngnathidae. Bases 138 to 884 code for a protein of 248 amino acids. Gene Ontology annotation, molecular function: metal ion binding. The transcript is spliced from 8 exons.